CAGUAGUUCAUAGAAUAACAUGCAUGCACAGGACGUUGUGUUUUUUUCUGGAUUAAUUAUACAAUAAGCCUGCUGACUGUGGACAACAUGUGCAAAAACCAAAAGCGUCAGUGACAGCAGCGGAUUGCAGCAUCAUGGCCAAGUGGAGUGGACAGCAAGACCUAAGCAAGUUCGGAUUUAAGAUCACAAGAAAAAACAUUUCAAGAGGCAAUAAGAACAUGAUGCACUGUCUCAAGCUGUUGACACUCUAGGCACAGACCAUCCUGAUGUUUUCCUAGCAGGAAGAGAGUACUGUUGAGGGUGACCACCUGUCCCGCAUAGCGCGUGCACGUACAGCAUUUGAAGCCGAAUGUAUGCAUCCUGCAAAUUCAGAACGUGUCCCGCAUAAUCGAUGCUUGCUGAGGAUGGAGAAAAUGGAGAAAGGUACCGGGGAGAUGGCAGGCCCAGCACUCAAGUUCUCUGACUGAAUCGAGAGAAUUGAAGCCAAAGAGCAAGAGCUGUCACCGAAUCAUCCGGCGACGACGUGCUCAAGGCUCAUUGAUUGCGACCUGAUUGCGACUCAUCUCAUCUUCACUAUAAGCCGAGGUGGUACCAGCUGAAAGGCAGUGGACGUACCAAAAUAGUAAAGAGAGGCGCCAAAGUAUUCUGCUAAGCUGAGUGCAUCCAGACCAGCAGGAAUGUCUCCGCCAGCCCAAUUAAGAGUGGUGAUUAAAAACGGUGAUGUGAGGAAGCUUAUCCUUCCCUCUGGCAUUCCUGAAACCGUAGAAGCACUUUGCGCAAUAAUCCUGGAGACAUUCCAACCUGAUGGGGAUUUUUCUGUAAUGUAUGAGGAUAAAGAUUUUGGCAAUGAAUAUUUCACACUGACCUCAACUGCAGAUAUAAAUGACAAGAGCACAAUCAAAAUUGUCCAAGUGGAGUCCACAGUCACCCUUACCUUCAGCCCUAUAGCUGAAUCUGAGCCGAUGACAUCUACUCCAAGAUCAUCACAAGAUACUUCAAAUUCUGAGGCACAACAUAGUGCAGAUGACACCUUGAGCAGUAGCUCAAGAGACACAGAGAUCCUUCCAAAUUCUUGCCGAUUGGAACCUUGGCCCCUACACUUUGAGAUACCCAAGUUUUCACGCGAUGUGGAGUUGAUUCUGCAAGAGGCAAACAAACUUUACCAUAUGAAUGGCACGCUAUUCAAUGACACAAGGGUGAAGGCAGCUAUUAGGCACACUUUGUCUGACGCAAUCUUCCAUUAUACAGCUUAUCCCAAGGAUGACCACAUACUACAAGUUGUGCAAGCGCUUGUGGAGAAGUUUCCAUGUCUCAAGGAGCCUGGGUCCUUUUCAGGGAUGUAUGGCUGGCAACAAAGUCUGAAAACAAGGAUGAGCAAUUUCCGUAGGAUACUGAAAAGUCGCAAAGUAUCCUGCCCGGAAAUUGAAGUGAAUUUUUUAAAAAGGAAAGGUUCAGCAAACCAUCCCCCGGCAAAAAACAUAAAAUGACCAAGAAGGGCAGAAGUAAAUUAUCUUCCUCCUUAUCCAGUGGGAGAAACACAGGAGAGUUUGGAAAAAGAAAGACUCGACUUGCUUUAUGAAGUGAAGAAAAAGCAUAAUGAAAGGGCCAUUGCUGCAAAAAUGGACAAGACAUUUGCAGUUCGUAGGCUUGAAGUUGUCCAUGAUGGUCCCUCUGUCCAGGAUUUUAUGGAGAGAUGGCCUGCCUUGUUCCAAGAGGAUCAAGUUAAAAAGGAGUUCAGAAGAAUUACAGCCAUUCCACUUGAGUCAACGUUCCUGGACAAACUUGAUAGUUACACUCCACAGCUUCUCAGCGUGAUGAGAAGCAAGGGAGGAGUGGCUGGAACCAAGAUCCGGCCGAUCUUGGAUACUCUGUGCCAGGUCCAUGGUAUCGAACAUCAAAGAUACGCAGUCAUCUGCAGCCUCAUAGAAUACUUUGGAGAAAGCAACGAUGACCUGUUUCUCAAGUGCCAGGAGAAUGACCGAAGCAGCCAGUCUCAAACCGUGAAGAUCCUUCUGGUCUACACCCAAGAUGAUCCAGUGGAUCCAGUGGAUGUUGUACUGGCAAUCGAUGGUGCUGAAGUGCUCACUAAGUGUGGAAGCAAAACAAAGGCCUGUAUACUGCUGAUGGGACUGAUAUAUGCCUUGAACCUUGAGUACCCACAUCAACUGAAAAACACCUUUGAUUUUUUUCAGAAGUCUGUAAACGUCUGGGGACCGAGGAGACAAGUUGCUCAAGUUUAGGGAUAGGAAUGUGUGUCAGCGGGGGUGUGGUCAAGCGCCGGUCUGUGACCGGAGGGCGGAGUCAGGGAAGGUAAGUGGCAGAAUCACUACACCUGAUGUCACUUAACCUGUGUUUGUGUGUGUCUUCCCAGUGACCGCGCCCUACUUAAGGAGGGAGAGCGAAAGCAGAGGAGCUCAUCCCCGAACCAGACGCCGGUUGUGUGUGUCUGUUUAGUUUACAAGUUGU
Molecule: messenger RNA, 2466 nt
Organism: Neoarius graeffei (lesser salmon catfish)
Lineage: Eukaryota; Metazoa; Chordata; Actinopteri; Siluriformes; Ariidae
Exons: 11
Coding region: 1620-2240 (206 amino acids)
Source: RefSeq, a predicted model, not a curated record